Aspergillus oryzae RIB40 is the source of this 1800-nucleotide messenger RNA. RefSeq names its product HMG-CoA reductase (gene hmg1). Gene Ontology annotation, cellular component: endoplasmic reticulum membrane; peroxisomal membrane. The record is from RefSeq and is a predicted model, not a curated record. The transcript is spliced from 3 exons. Gene Ontology annotation, molecular function: hydroxymethylglutaryl-CoA reductase (NADPH) activity; protein binding. Lineage: Eukaryota; Fungi; Ascomycota; Eurotiomycetes; Eurotiales; Aspergillaceae. The coding region runs from base 1 to 1800 and encodes 599 amino acids. Gene Ontology annotation, biological process: isoprenoid biosynthetic process; coenzyme A metabolic process; ergosterol biosynthetic process.
AUGACUCUGGGCUACCUGUCGAUGCAUCUGAGCUUCGUCUCCCUCUUCUUCUCUAUGAGGCGCUUGGGCUCGAAGUUUUGGCUCGCGGGUACGGUUCUUCUGACUGGCGCUUUCGCAUUCCUGUUUGGUCUCCUCGUUACGACUAAACUCGGUGUUCCCAUCAACGUGCUCCUCCUGUCGGAAGGACUCCCGUUCCUCGUUGUCACCAUUGGGUUCGAAAAGCCGAUUAUCCUUACUCGGGCUGUGCUCAAUGCUUCGGCUGACAACAAGCGCCGAGGUGGUGCUGGUCCUUCCAGCCAAUCGAGCCCGACCACUGCGAAGUCCAUCCAAGACUCGAUCCAGACCGCAAUCAGGGAACAGGGCUUUGAGAUCGUCCGGGAUUACUACAGCUCGAAGAGAAGUGCAGAGGAAUGUGAAGUAUUCCUGAAGGAAAAGCGGGCGCCCUAUUUGUCGGACGAGGAUCUGAUUGAGCUUUGCUUGCGAGGCAAGAUUCCAGGGUAUGCUUUGGAGAAGACCAUGGAAAAUGAAGACCUUAUGAGCCGCGUUGAUGCCUUCACGAGGGCAGUCAAGAUCAGAAGGGCUGUGGUAUCUAGGACCAAGGCUACGUCUGCCGUUACAAGCUCUUUGGAGGCCUCGAAACUCCCUUACAAGGACUACAACUAUACGUUGGUUCACGGUGCAUGCUGUGAGAACGUUAUUGGAUAUUUGCCUCUGCCCCUUGGAGUUGCUGGACCUCUUACUAUCGAUGGCCAAAGCUACUUUAUUCCCAUGGCUACCACUGAGGGUGUAUUGGUAGCAAGUGCCAGCCGUGGUGCCAAGGCUAUCAAUGCAGGUGGUGGUGCAGUGACUGUCCUCACCGGCGAUGGUAUGACUCGUGGUCCCUGUGUUGGUUUCCCUACCCUGGCACGCGCUGCCGCUGCAAAAGUUUGGAUUGACUCUGAGGAGGGUCAGAGUAUCAUGAAGGCCGCGUUCAACUCUACCAGCCGCUUUGCUCGUCUCCAGACUAUGAAAACCGCUCUUGCUGGUACAUACCUGUAUAUUCGUUUCAAGACAACGACCGGCGAUGCUAUGGGUAUGAACAUGAUCUCCAAGGGCGUUGAGAAGGCGCUUCAUGUGAUGUCUACAGAAUGUGGAUUUGAUGACAUGGCCACCAUCACCAUCUCUGGUAAUUUCUGUACAGACAAGAAGUCUGCUGCUCUUAACUGGAUCGAUGGACGUGGCAAGUCAGUUGUAGCAGAGGCCAUCAUUCCUGGUGAUGUUGUCAAGAGUGUGCUCAAGAGUAACGUUGACGCGCUGGUCGAAUUGAACACCAGCAAGAACUUGAUCGGAAGUGCAAUGGCUGGAAGCUUGGGUGGCUUCAACGCGCACGCAUCGAACAUUGUUACUGCCAUUUUCUUGGCAACUGGUCAGGACCCUGCGCAGAAUGUGGAAAGCAGUAGCUGCAUCACUACUAUGAGAAAUCUCAACGGUGACCUUCAGAUCUCCGUGUCAAUGCCCUCAAUCGAGGUCGGAACCAUUGGUGGUGGUACGAUUCUUGAAGGACAGUCCGCUAUGCUUGACCUACUCGGUGUGCGCGGUUCCCACCCCACCAACCCUGGCGACAACGCCCGUCAACUUGCACGGAUUGUUGCCGCCGCUACGCUUGCAGGCGAACUGAGCUUGUGCUCUGCACUUGCUGCCGGCCAUCUUGUCCGUGCGCACAUGGCGCACAAUCGCAGUAGCGCUCCUACACGGUCAUCAACUCCCGUCUCGGCCGCUGUUGGCGCUGCUCGGGGAUUGACUAUGACGAGUUCGAAAUGA